AUGUGGGCCACUGGAGGAGAGGGGGGAACCCUGUGGGCCACUGGAGGAGAGGGGUGGGACCAUGUGGGCCCCUGGAGGAGAGGGGUGGAACCCUGUGGGCCCCUGGAGGAGAGGGGUGGGAACCAUGUGGGCCACUGGAGGAGAGGGGUGGAACCCUGUGGGCCCCUGGAGGAGAGGGGUGGGAACCAUGUGGGCCACUGGAGGAGAGGGGUGGGAACCAUGUGGGCCACUGGAGGAGAGAGGGGGAACCCUGUGGACCCCUGGAGGAGAGGGGUGGAACCCUGUGGGCCACUGGUGGAGAGGGUUGGAACCCUGUGGGCCCUGGAGGAGAGGGGUGGGAACCAUGUGGGCCCCUGGAGGAGAGGGGUGGGAACCAUGUGGGCCACUGGAGGAGAGGGGUGGAAACCCUGUGGGCCCCUGGAGGAGAAGGGUGGGAACCAUGUGGGCCACUGGAGGAGAUGGGGGGAACCAUGUGGGCCCAUGGAGGAGAGGGGGGGAACCCUGUGGGCCCCUGGAGGAGAGGGGUGGGAACCAUGUGGGCCACUGGAGGAGAGGGUGGAACCCUGUGGGCCCCUGGAGGAGAGGGGUGGGAACCAUGUGGGCCACUGGAGGAGAGGGGUGGGAACCAUGUGGGCCACUGGAGGAGAGGGGGGGAACCCUGUGGACCCCUGGAGGAGAGGGUGGAACCCUGUGGGCCACUGGUGGAGAGGGUUGGAACCCUGUGGGCCCCUGGAGGAGAGGGGUGGGAACCAUGUGGGCCACUGGAGGAGAGGGGUGGAAACCCUGUGGGCCCCUGGAGGAGAAGGGUGGGAACCAUGUGGGCCACUGGAGGAGAUGGGGGGAACCAUGUGGGCCCAUGGAGGAGAGGGGGAACCCUGUGGGCCCCUGGAGGAGAGGGGUGGGAACCAUGUGGGCCACUGGAGGAGAUGGGGGGAACCAUGUGUGCCACUGGAGGAGAGGGGGAACCAUGUGGGCCCAUGGAGGAGAGGGGGGGAACCAUGUGGGCCACUGGAGGAGAUGGGGGGAACCAUGUGGGCCCAUGGAGGAGAGGGGGGGAACCCUGUGGGCCCCUGGAGGAGAGGGGUGGGAACCAUGUGGGCCAAGAAGGGUGGGAGAAGGGUGGGAACCAUGUGGGCCACUGGAGGAGAUGGGGGGAACCAUGUGGGCCCAUGGAGGAGAGGGGUGGGAACCAUGUGGGCCCCUGGAGGAGAUGGGGGGAACCAUGUGGGCCACUGGAGGAGAGGGGGGAACCCUGUGGGCCACUGGAGGAGAGGGGUGGGACCAUGUGGGCCCCUGGAGGAGAGGGGUGGAACCCUGUGGGCCCCUGGAGGAGAGGGGUGGGAACCAUGUGGGCCACUGGAGGAGAGGGGUGGAACCCUUUGGGCCCCUGGAGGAGAGGGGUGGGAACCAUGUGGGCCACUGGAGGAGAGGGGUGGGAACCAUGUGGGCCACUGGAGGAGAGGGGGGAACCCUGUGGACCCCUGGAGGAGAGGGGUGGAACCCUGUGGGCCACUGGUGGAGAGGGUUGGAACCCUGUGGGCCCCUGGAGGAGAGGGGUGGGAACCAUGUGGGCCCCUGGAGGAGAGGGGUGGGAACCAUGUGGGCCACUGGAGGAGAGGGGUGGAAACCCUGUGGGCCCCUGGAGGAGAAGGGUGGGAACCAUGUGGGCCACUGGAGGAGAUGGGGGGAACCAUGUGGGCCCAUGGAGGAGAGGGGGGGAACCCUGUGGGCCCCUGGAGGAGAGGGGUGGGAACCAUGUGGGCCACUGGAGGAGAUGGGGGGAACCAUGUGGGCCACUGGAGGAGAGGGGGAACCCUGUGGGCCACUGGAGUAGAGGGGUGGAAACCCUGUGGGCCCCUGGAGGAGAGGGGUGGGAACCCUGUGGGCCCCUGGAGGAGAGGGGUGGAAACCCUGUGGGCCCCUGGAGGAGAGGGGUGGGAACCAUGUGGGCCACUGGAGGAGAGGGGUGGAAACCCUGUGGGCCCCUGGAGGAGAGGGGUGGAAACCCUGUGGGCCCCUGGAGGAGAGGGGUGGGAACCAUGUGGGCCACUGGAGGAGAGGGGUGGAAACCCUGUGGGCCCCUGGAGGAGAGGGGUGGGAACCCUGUGGGCCCCUGGAGGAGAGGGGUGGGAACCCUGUGGGCCCCUGGAGGAGAGGGGUGGGAACCCUGUGGGCCCCUGGAGGAGAGGGGUGGAAACCCUGUGGGCCCCUGGAGGAGAGGGGUGGGAACCCUGUGGGCCCCUGGAGGAGAGGGACGGGAACCCUGUGGGCCCCUGGAGGAGAGGGGUGGAAACCCUGUGGGCCCCUGGAGGAGGGGGUGGGAACCCUGUGGCUUGA
Messenger RNA from Oncorhynchus masou masou (cherry salmon), 2337 nucleotides. RefSeq lists its product as uncharacterized. The coding region runs from base 1 to 2337 and encodes 778 amino acids. Lineage: Eukaryota; Metazoa; Chordata; Actinopteri; Salmoniformes; Salmonidae. The transcript has a single exon. The record is from RefSeq and is a predicted model, not a curated record.